Symbiodinium necroappetens is the source of this 3159-nucleotide messenger RNA. The record is from the annotation of a GenBank genome assembly. NCBI's taxonomy places the organism in Eukaryota, Dinophyceae, Suessiales, Symbiodiniaceae.
AUGUCUGCCAAGAGCCAUGCGCCAUCCCGCGCCCGAGAGAGAGCUCAGAGGCCGUGCCCGGCGCUGCUUCUCGAUGCUGCUCCAUUGCCUCCUCCGCAUCCUGGUGAGUUCGCACGGAAUCUUCUUUGGAAACGCGGGCUCAUGGUCACGGACCGGAAGAUCGCUCUUGCACGUCUGCGCCGACGCUGUGUGCAGAGGGAGAACUGCUUCCCGCUUGGCCGCUUCGCAGAGCAGCAGGACCUCACAUGCGAACGUGGAAGGGGGAUUUGUUCGGCGACAAAGGAGCUGCCAGCCAUACUGAAGGAGUGGAAGGUGCUAAGACGGCAGCGAGGGGCAGCAACCUCUUAUGCACGCGAGCUCCGCAACUGCCAAGAAGGUGUUGAGGAGUUCCUGUCCGAUGCCACUGCGGCCAUGGCUCGGCUGCUGCACCGCUCGCCGGCAAAGCUCCGUCGGCGUGUGCACGCCGCAGUUCAAAGGGACUGGCAGGUGAUGCGGCCGCAGCACCAGCUGCUGUUCUUGGCCACCGCGGCUCAACGUGCCCUAGACCGCACCGAGCGGGUCGGCAUGGAGCUCGCCGUUUGCGAGACGCUCCAAAGCCGGUCGAGGCAGGUCUCUGAGUCCUCCUCGGGACUCCGACAGCUGUUGCAGAGGGCACCGGCCUCCAGCGAGCUUUACGGUGAAGGACCUGAUUCCACCUUCCGCCAUCCCUUCGUGAAGGAGCUGCUUCUGCGGGCACAAGCCCGGGUCUCUUGGGAGCCCUGGGUGAUCUGCGUGCGCAGCUACGCCAGGCCAAAGAGCCUGAUGUCGCAGACCAUGAAGGUCUUGCGAUGUUCCGGGCUGCUCGAAUACUGGGACCGAAUUCAUGUCUUCGUUUCACAUGAAGACCCUGACUUCCUAUCGGGGUGCUACGAGGAAGUAUUGGGGCAGCUACAUGACAGGAUCAUCGUGGGCGUCAAGGGCACGGACCUGGGCUGUGUUUCUGACAUGUUCAUGCUCUGCAAUGCUCUGCAUGGCAUAGGCGCCGACCUGCAGGUCCGCUUCAUCGAGGAAUGCUUUCUGCCGGGCCAGCACGUGAGGGCCUUGAGGGUGGUGGUUAUGGACGACAACUUGCUUCGCUUUGUCCGUCACGAGGCCGGCGAGGAGUUCCCUGGGGACCUCGUUGCGACGAUUGAGGCGGCUGCUGAGGCGAUGCAGCGCUUCCAAGCCCAUCUCUGGGGCAUCUCUCCGACCAGCAACAAGAAGUUCCUCAAGGAGGCACCUGAGAUUAGCACUGCUCUGGGUCUGGUGUACGGGGCCUUGUUCGGCUUUCGAGUCCUGCACGAUCCGGAUCUCUACACCCGUUUCGGCCAGGUGAAGGAUGAUUUGGAGCGUUCGCUCCGCUACUGGCAUCGUGAUGGCGUUGUCGUGAGAUUCCGGCGAAUGUCUUGCACGAAAGCCCAAAGACCUGGUGUCUACGCGAGCAGGAAGGGCGGCAUAUCCGCCAGCAUCGGUGAGACCGGACACAAGCUGCAGGGCGACUUCGCGCUUGCACGGCUCGCCGAGCGUUUCUCUCAGUACAUCCGCUUGCCAAAUCCGGAGAUCGAUCAGAAGAGGGACCCAACCACAGGAGCCUUUCUUACCCUCUCUAGCAAGAAGCCCUGCUGGAAGGCUGGAUCUCAUGUAGCGGAUGCUCGGACGCACAUGGACGUCAACAGAUUGUGGUGUGGUUUGGAUGCGGAAGAAAAGUUCAAAAAGUACCACGAUCCCCUGCGGGCCGUGGGCCUUGGCUCCCACAGGCUCUUCUUCCUGGAGGGCUUGGAGGGAGCCCGGGCAGCUGCGAGGCUCCCGGCUCUGGGGAGCCUCGAGGAGCGCGCCCUGCGAGCGUUGGAGCAGGAGUGGCGCCGGCUUCCUCGCCAGCAGAGGGCCGAGAUGAAGGCGCUGGCAGCACGAGACUUGGAGCAGAAGCAGUGGUGCCCCUGCGAGGCCUUUUUGGACACCAUCCCAGAGCUCCCAGCACCUUGCAGUCCGACACCGCAAGCGAGUGGCUCCUCUUACCUGACGUCGUGGGAUUUUGAUGCCAUGACCAUUGAUGCUCCUGUCGGCAUGUCGGAGCCGAGGUUCAAGUCUCGUCCCAUUCUGCAGGCCGUGAUGGCUGCGGAAGCUUCGCGACCCCCCAAGCUAGAGCUGGAAGAGGCGCAGGAGGAAGCCCAGGAGGAAGACCCAGCAGUUCUGAAAGCUCGCGCUGCCAGCUAUGGCAGAGCUCUGCAGCUUUGUGCUUGCUGCCCGGGCAAGGAGAAAGAGGGCCUGAAGUGGCUCGACGACAUGCAAGACAACAGGAAGUUGCAGAAGGAGAUCAGCAUGGCUGACCUCUUGGCAGCCUUGCACUUAUGCGAGGCUUGUGACGAGUCAUUGCUUCGAGUGUUUACGUUGCUCGUAGAGAUGCACGACAAGAACGGUUUCGUUCUCGACACGCCGCUGGAGUCUCACGAAGGCGAAGGACAGGAGGGCGUGUCCUGGCUUCUCGACCGAUUCGGGGAGGACGUGUGGGAAGCCCUGGAGCGCCAUGCGGACUCCUGGCUCCUUCCCGCGACUCAGAGCGCGGCUACAUGCGCGGCAUUCCGAAGGUGCAGUUCCGCGGUGCUGCGUCUGGGAAGUUUGCUCCGGAGACGGAGCCAACACAAACCAGAAGUCGAUGGCCUGGUGAAAAGCCAGUGGGUGCGGCCAAUUCUGGAGGCUUUGGACUCUCCGAGCCCGGCAGCGAUGGUGAAGCUGCGGGAGACUCCCGACCUUGGCGCCUUCACGGCUGAUGCUUUCAGGCAUCUUGGCAUUACUGUCAGCUCCUGCCUCAACUUCGGAAUAGCCUCAGUCAGUCCAGCGUCACGGAGCCAGCCUGGCAGGCCAUGCUGGACAAAUGGUCUCAGUGGUCCAGGCAGCCUAGCCUGGUUGGCCUAUGACUUGACAGAUCAGGCGGGCAGCCUGUGCUCCGAUGGUGAAGUGCAUCGUCUGGGCCUGAGCUCCGAGGAAAAGGGCGCUGCCGUUCACGCGGAGCGGGCCGCCCUGAUCGAAGCUCAGAACACGCAGCAGGGAGAGACUGUUAGCCUGCCGACCCGCCGGGCUUGCAGCAUGCCGACGAGCUAUAGACCCCCAGAGUUGAACUUGCCUUUUCUAGAUUCUAGUUGA